AUGACGACGAGCAGCGCGAAAUCUAUUUUGAGACGAAGAAGAAGAAAUUAUGCACCACCAAACGUCGCCGUCUCAUCAUCAUCGUCCCGAAGUAAUAAUAUCGAUUGGGAGAACGACAUCGUCUCGAGACACGACGUGACCGAACUCAUCGUUUUUAAUCGCAUGAAAAUGAACAUUUCGUGGGCCGAAUUAGCUUUGAAGGUGAAUAAAUCGAAAGAAUGGACGACGAGCGCGUUGCUUGGACAACAUCAGAUGAGCAAAGAGGAAGCUGAAAAAGUGGGCACAGUAUUAGCUCUCCCCUCGGUCGCAGUCAAGCUGUUACAAACGGUUCCGUAUAAAGGGAGUUUACCAACCUCUGUGCCGACAGAUCCUUUGAUUUAUAGGUUUUACGAGUUAGUGAACGUGUACGGGACGACGUUCAAGGAGCUCAUUCACGAGGAGUUUGGAGACGGCAUCAUGUCCGCGAUAGAUUUUAACAUGAACUUAUCCAAGAAGAAAGGGGAUUUGGGGGAAGAUAGAGUUUCCAUCACCAUGAGCGGGAAGUAUUUACCGUACAAGAAGUAUUAA
Molecule: messenger RNA, 567 nt
Organism: Bathycoccus prasinos
Lineage: Eukaryota; Viridiplantae; Chlorophyta; Mamiellophyceae; Mamiellales; Bathycoccaceae
Product: cyanate hydratase
Exons: 1
Coding region: 1-567 (188 amino acids)
Molecular function (GO): DNA binding; cyanate hydratase activity
Source: RefSeq, a predicted model, not a curated record